UUAUACACACAACAUAUGUUGAAGGGUAGUAUUGUAAUUGAACAUUUGAGUAAUGGAAGAUGUUAUUCUUGUAAAUCGGCAUAUUCUCCCACAAGACGUAAAAUAAAGACGUUGCCAAACAAAACACACAAACCUGCAGUACCAUACCAUAACGGAACUCUUCCCGCUUUCUUCACCGUACCGUAUCUUUCUCUGCAUCCAAUCAAUCAAUCACUGCUGACCAAUAUCGGCAUGUUUGGAGCGAUUCAACGCACUUCGCAGCCUGAUCUUGUAGUCUCAGAUGAAGAACGCACACGCGGAACAUGUAAAAAGAACGUAGGAAAUACCUCUUCCAAAAUCAGCCAAUAUUCUCGAGAUAAGAAAAUCAGAAAGACAACCAUUUAUCCGAAUUCUUGCACAUUAAGGGAAGCUCAAGACCCUGAAGAGACUGAAGUAGUCAAUGCUCUUCGACAAACACUAAUUACCGAAAACUUGUUACCAUCAAUACUAGAUGACUAUCAUAUGAUCUUAAAAUACUUGAAAGCCAUGAACUUUAACAUUGAAGACACCAAGAACAUGUGGAUCAACAUGCUUGAGUGGAGGAAAGACUUUGGAGCCGACACCAUUUUGGAGGAUUACAAAUUCCAUGAGUUGAAUGAAGUCCUACGGUAUGUUCCCCAAGGUUUUCAUGGUAUUGACAAAGAAGGAAGACCUGUUUACAUAGAAAUAUUGGGACAAGUGGACCCAAAGAAGCUUCUGAGAGUAACAACUAUUGAACGGUAUGAGAAAUACUAUGUCCAGGAGUAUGAGAGAACUUUAUCUAUACGGUUUCCAGCUUGUUCAAUUGCUACAGGAAGACGUGUUGAUUCCAAUACGACAAUUAUAGAUGUUCAAGGCGUGGGCGUAUGGAACUUAACAAAACCAGUGAUUGAACUCAUUAGGAGGCUGCAACAAAUUAACACCAACUAUCCCGAUACACUUUGCCAGAUGUUCAUCAUAAAUGCUGGUCAGGGGUUUAAGAUGCUAUGGAACAUGAUUCAAUCAUUUCUUGAACCCAAAGCAAAAUCCAAGAUUCAUGUCCUCGGAACCAAAUAUAAAAGCACAUUGCUUGAAGUAAUUGAUGCCAGCGAGUUGCCAGAAUUUCUAGGUGGUUGUUGCAAGUGUGCAGAAAAAGGAGGUUGUAUGCGAUCUAAUAAAGGACCUUGGAACGACCCUCGUAUUGUGAAGGUUAUUUCAAGUGGCAAAACAAAAGACUGCAUUUCAAGACUAGAGUUAAACAGGGAAGGAAUGAUACAUGAGACUGGACGAUGUUCCUCAUCGGAUGGUGCAUUUGUACACAGAAAUCAUUUAUCCAAAUCGACUACUUUGGUAAGCGAUCACCUUGGUCCGGUUGAAUGUAAGUAUUAGAAAUUGUAAAUAUAUACAAUCUGGGUAUUAAUAAGCUUUUGAUGGUUAAAAUUACCACUUAACCAUUGUAUGUCAUUAAAAGUAUAUAUUUCGUCCAGCUAUGUAUGUAUUCUCUGUAUUUGGUUCUAUAACUGGAAAUCAAGAAUUCAAGAUAUCUCAUUACUACUUUCUUUAUUAGAAAACCAA
This is a messenger RNA of Helianthus annuus (common sunflower), 1572 nucleotides long. RefSeq names its product phosphatidylinositol/phosphatidylcholine transfer protein SFH6. NCBI's taxonomy places the organism in Eukaryota, Viridiplantae, Streptophyta, Magnoliopsida, Asterales, Asteraceae. Bases 16 to 1386 code for a protein of 456 amino acids. The transcript has 11 exons. The record is from RefSeq and is a predicted model, not a curated record.